CUUACUUUUAAUGCGUCUACUACUGAGGCUCAACAUACUGAUCAGAAUAGACUUGAAAUUGUUCCUCAGUUCAACCAGGCUCAGCAACUAAUGCAACAACAUCCUUCUAAUGUGUUUCCUCCUCAGCAAAUUGUUUCAAAUCAGUUUCCUCGAAUUCAGCAACAAGAUUUAGCUUUUCAUAUCACCAAUCCGCAAUUGGGAGUUAUUAACAAUCGCCCAGAGGCACCUCCUCCACAAAAUACUAAUAGGAUCAAUGAAAUUUUAAAAAAAUUUGGACUGAUAAUGAUCAAUAAUCCGAACCAGGACACUCGUGUGGAUAACGGGACUACUCAAUGA
Molecule: messenger RNA, 336 nt
Organism: Racocetra fulgida
Lineage: Eukaryota; Fungi; Glomeromycota; Glomeromycetes; Diversisporales; Gigasporaceae
Source: the annotation of a GenBank genome assembly